Rotaria socialis is the source of this 444-nucleotide messenger RNA. NCBI's taxonomy places the organism in Eukaryota, Metazoa, Rotifera, Eurotatoria, Philodinida, Philodinidae. The record is from the annotation of a GenBank genome assembly.
AUGGAAAUUCUAGCGACGACAAGCACAGAAACAACGACGGUUAGCACAGUGACAACAGUAACUACAGUAGCUGUAACAACGGUCACGACUACUUCAACGACAUCAACAACGACAACGACUACAAGUAAUCAAACAUCUUGCACGUUUCCAUGCGUGUGCGUAGGUAUUUCAUCGUCAACUUUAUGGCAGGCUUAUCCGAGUAAUAGCAUGUACAUGAAUAUUGAUACAAGCAAUUGUACCUUCAAUCAAACGCCACUUUACUUCACUAGUAUGGCUGGAAGUGCCUCGCAUUAUGGUUUAACUGGUUAUGGUGCGAUAUAUUCACCUACAAGUACUUCUUUUACAAUCUAUAUUCAGAAUGUUUUUGACUGGAAUUCAUCCUAUUUAAUAAGUGUGGCUACAAUUGAGGCUUGGAAUGUGAAUUGGUUUGGAUUGUAUUACUAA